UCCCCUUCACCGUCCUCUGCUCCCAACAUUGUCCUUAGGCAUACCUGAGCAACCGCUGCAGAAACACUGGACCUCCCUCCUCCCCCUCCACGCACAAACAUAUCCACACACACACCCACGCUCUCUCUCUUCUACACCUGGAGAGGGCAGGCGCAAGGGACAACAUGUGCAGCAGCAGCAGCAGUCUGUCCUCACAUCCAGCACUGCCUCUCUGAGUUGCCUCUUUCUGGAGAGUGGAAGGAGGGGGGGGACGACUGAAUUUUUUGGAGCUGUUGUUGUCUCUCAGCAAAAGCAGGAGAGACUCAGGCAGUGGGGGAACACCUGCCAGCCCCAGGGGACACCAAAGGCAACACAAACACACACAGCAUGAUUCUGGGAGGCAUUAAUCGGGCUGGGGCAGCAGUACCAACAUUCCUGCGCACCCCCACAGUCAUCCAGCCACAUCUGGACAUGAAGCCCUUCCUACAGUUUCCAAUGGAAAGCCCACCUCCUCCGCACAGCAUGAGUCUCUUCCACAACUUCAGCACGAUGGACCCAGUCCAGAAGGCUGUAAUAAACCACACCUUCGGAGUGCCUCUCGUCAAGACAAAGCGGCCGGUCAUCUCCUGCAAUGUCUGUCAGAUCCGCUUCAACUCAGAGAGCCAGGCAGAGGCCCAUUACAAAGGGAACCGCCAUGCCAGAAGAGUUAAAGGCAUUGAGACAUCCAAGAGUCGUCCCCAGGAAGGGGACAAGCCUCAUGCUCUAUCCCAGACCUCUCCCCCAUCUCCACCUGGAGCCCCUGGCACUGCUCAAGACUGUGACGCUGGCAAAGCAGAUGAAACAAGACCUUUGUCACAGUUAAACGAGCCUUCUCUGGUACCAGGAGCCCUUUCUUCGCUACCCAACCCACCAACCCCACCCAUGGAUUCACCCCUGCAGUCACUGUGCCCACUUCUUUCAAACCAGACACUUCCCAUUAUCCCACCCACUUCUUCCUCCCCCAGCUGUGGCAGCACUAGCUCAGACCAGCCUGGAUCUGGUCCAACAGCUUUGGGAACUGCAGGCACUCCAUCCUCCAGCAGCCCGUCCAACCCAGAGACGGAGGAGGAUAAGGCCAAAAAGCUGCUGUACUGCUCUCUGUGCAAGGUGGCUGUCAAUUCACUCUCACAGCUGGAGGCCCACAACAAAGGUACUAAACACAAAACUAUCCUGGAGGCCCGAAGCGGGCUUGGUCCUAUCAAGGCAUACCCCCGCCUGGGUCCAAAGCCUGGUGGAGAGCAGGGAGGGGGCCCAGUAGACCCCAACACUCAGGAACGAACCUUCCACUGUGAGAUCUGCAAUGUGCGGGUGAACUCCGAACUGCAACUCAAACAGCACAUAUCAAGCAGACGGCACCGAGAUGGCAUGGCAGGAAAGCCCAAUCCCCUCCUCAGCCGACAUAAGAAGCACAGGGGGGCGGAUCUGACGUCUUCUUUGACCUUCUCCAAGGAUCUCACCAAAGCUUUGGGUGCAGGGCUGCUGCCCAACCCCCUUGCCGUUGCAGCAGCUAUGGCCGCGGCGGCGUCCUCGAACCAGUUGGCUCUGCGGGCAGCUGCUCCCAGCCCUCACCCACAUCCCCACCACCUCUUGCAAGGCCCACCUCUCAGCCAUGCCAUCUUGAGACCUGCUCCUGGGCCCAUUCGUACCACCCAUGGGCCAAUCCUCUUCUCUCCAUACUGACACAUCAUCCUGUGACUUCAUCCAAUCAGAAACAUUCUCUCCAAAAGCACACUGUGAAGCUAGUAAAAAGGUCAACAAUUAAGCAAUCGAUAAGGAGGGAAACAUCCAGUAGUUUAAAUAUCUGAUAGAAUAGCAAGGGAAAGGAACAAUCGGAAGGAGUACAAGUAGUAUGUGUCUCUUUCCCUUUACCUUAAACUCUCCUCUCACUCGUCCUCUUUUUCAAUGGACUUCUGAUGGCUCUUUAAAAGGAAUGAGUGAAGGAGAGAAUUCAUUAUGCAUUGUCCUCUUGUACAUUUCCCGUUUCCCUUACUCCUUCCCUUGCACUGUGGCCAAAAGACGGCCACCUCACUUUAGAAAAAAAAAAAUACUACGCAGACUGCGUAAAUCUUUCUAGAAAUGUCAAACCAUGCAUAGUGUUCAUUAAUCUGGGAAAGGGGGAUGUUUCUCCGGUUAUCAAAGUUUGACUUCUUCUUGUCAUCCUAUGCACCUCAAAAUCCAGGACAAUAAUGUUAUGUCAGUAGGAUAGCUGCUUCCUUUGGUCUUUGCUGUAUCCGCCACACAUGGUUGUGGCACUCUCCUCAAUACUGUACAUGUCCUGCUCUGCAUCCAGCAGCUCUUCCAUUUGUGACACUAGGUAUUGACUAGAUGAAACAUGACUUUGUCUAACAGGCAGGUGGUACUUGCAACCAAACACGUCAGGUGGGGAAGGUUAAGAGAGCAGAAGUGGGACUGUAGAGAAUUGCACUUCUACCCCCUUUCAUUGCCAAGAAGUUGAGGUGAGAGAAGGGUAAGAGUGGGUCAAUGGAUGGAUUAAAUACAGGAUGCAUGCAGACACACACAUACAGGCCAGAACAAAUUUGUGUUUUAAAAUAAAUUGCAGCAACUGACACUGCUAUAGGGCAUGUUUGCCAGCUUCCAUAGCAGUUAGAGAAGGACCUCAAAAAAGGCAGAAGGGAAAGGUGGAACAGCCAGAUGAAUGCACUGUACUGCUGUAUAUAAGACAUGGCAAUCUUAUACAGAUAGUACUGCGUUCAAGGAAACUAUGUUCUACACUAUUGUGGUAUGAAACUAAAAAGAGCAUAGGUUAUAUUUAGUAUUUUCUUUUCCAUCAGGAAAGUUAAAAUCCACACAUUGCCAUGCUCCUUUUUCUCAGGCUGAAUUAUUGCGUAGGUGGGAAGACAUGACUUCAAUCUAACCCUGUGUUCUGAUGUAUUUAUGUUGUUCCUGCAUGCAUCCUUACAAUAAGGCUUCUCAUGGAAAAGGGUUAGCAUCCGUGCAUUGACCCUUUUCAUCUCUGACAAGUCUGCAUCAUCCUCCUCCUCGCCUGGCUGAUAUCCAAAGGUUAGAUUAUUCCGGUAAAAAAAGAAAAAAAAAAGAAGAAAAACCCAGUUACGUCUGAGAACUGACACACCAAUAACCUGGAAGGGAGUCAGAUGAAAAGCAUACUCCCUAAGUUUAAAACGACCAUGAGCUGGAGUGAUAACCGAACUAGAGGCCAAGAGAAAGUGCCCAGGAGCAGAAGCCAAGACGUCAAGCUCAAGGCAACUAUUGAUACUUCCUGUCUUACAACUGAAAGCCAUGACACGCACCAUGAUUUGUUUUCUUUUACAAAGACUGGUGAGCACUUUGAUUUAUCUUGUUUUGGACUGUUGCUUUUUGUUUAUGCUGCACAUAAAAAAUGAGCAAAAUAUACAAAAAAUAUUUUUGCAGGUAGGAAAUGUUCAUUAAUUCAUCCAUGACAGAAAUUGAAGAAAGAGGUUGCAAUUCUGUCAGCCUUAGGCCUUUGGUUUUUCACUUAUAAGUUGGAAUUUCUGACUUACAACUAACAGUUUUCUCUUAAUUAUGACUGAUCUAUCUCAACAUGGCAUGGUACCAUUCGGUUUUUCCCUUAUUGCUGAAAUUUGGCUUCAAUUCAAAUGCAUCUGCAAUAUCCUCUGUGGGAACGUUAAAAAUCUAAUAUAGCUGUGAUUCAAAUACAUCUUGAAGAAAGUUGGGGUGUAAAUCUGGUGUAAAUCUUCUACUUGCAAACCCUGAAAGAAAGUAAUUAUACUUAAUACGUUUUUAUAAGAUUAAACUUAAGAUAUGACAUUUCUAUUUAUCUUAACAGAUGGAUAGAAAACAGACAAAAGUACAUGACAAAAGAUGCACACUUUAAGAUCCGACUAACCUAUAGUCUACAGUGUAACUAUGCAUACCUUUUAGCGUUCUUUAAUGCAUAAUGCCAUAAACUGGUAACUUUAAUCUGAAUGGUGCAGUAGCAGCUGCAUUUGUUGUCACUCAAAAUCCUUUUGAGACUUGAAACAUGGGUUAUCACCGUGCUCUGCUGGAAAGAUUCAUUCUCUUACAAAAUUUGAUGAAUCAAAGAUGCUACAGUACAGUUAAUCUAGCACAUCCCAGUAGUUCCUGACCUUUAACCUUUAGGCUAAACUUUGCUAUUGCAUUAUUUCAAGGUCAGAGCUCUGACUGGAAUGCAGAAAACGAAACAAGCAUGACAAACCAAUAUAAGCUGGUUAAGCAGAAUAAAGAAGACCUUUUUGCUACAAAGCUUGUCACUAAAAUCCCUUUUUUUAAAUGAAAAUUACACUGUGCCCUUUCAUUGAGAAACAAUGAGCUCUAACGUCUUACGUCUGUCUGAAUAUUGCAAUGCAAUGAGCAACUUUUAUCAAAGUGACUUCAUUGUGACAUUUUUGUCUGGAGUUGCUUAAAGAGGUAGCAUGCUGGCUGACAGAUUUUUCCUUUAUCUUCCGUGGGGAGUUUGGGCCUUUAAGGGUAAUGAGGGAGGUGAAGCAAAACGCAGAUGCAGAGCUCGGCAAAGGAACCGGCUCUUCAUAUUAAAGGGCCUUUAAACUAUGGGAAUCUCUGUUUGGAGAACAGGGUAAACCAACAUGCAUCAAAGGAGUACAGAUUGAUGAUAUUUUCAAAAAGCUGUCUUUUUUUAUUUGGAUUUCCUGAGAUUAAUUUGUUUUUUCCUUUUUUUUUCUUGUGAGUGAUCUGUCCAAGUGAAAACCAGGAGAGACAUUAUCAAUGCCAUUACUUAAAGAAGAAACUGACUCUGUGUCAGCUUCCACCAUUGUGCUCUUUUUGUUGUGGAAAGUUAUCUUCUUGUUCAUUUUGUGAGUGAGAUGCUGUUCCAGGAUUUGUGAUUGCCUUCCUCUUGGUGUGUGUACCACAUAUAUUCUAGUUUGUGAUGGAAGCUGCUCACUUCUUACCUUCCACUGGUAGCAGAGAGAGGUGACCUGGAGCUAAAACGUGGCCUGACUUUGUCCAGUAAUGGAGACAAAAAUUCCUGUUUGGCUUAAGAAGACUGGUGAAUUAGGAAGGAUUCUAUCAUUGAGCUGAUCAAUAACUCAGCCUUAUCAAAGUGUUAGUAUCCCUGCUAGGUCAGUCAUUCUAGUAGCAUGAUUGAAAUGUUCAAAUUGUCCUAGAUGUGUUCACAAAGUGAAAACAGCCAUUAAUUCAUCCUCAUUAUCCACAUAUGGGAAAUAAAUAUCUGAUUCACAUUUUCUGGACAUUAUAUUAGCUGUGUUUAGGCUCUUAGCCUUAGCCUUAUUCUGCCCUCAGUCUCUCUCGGGGCAGAAACAGUGAAAGAGAGGGACCGAGAGGCUUUGGUGUAAUUUUGUCUUGCCAAUAAAAUUAUUUUUGAACUUCAUUAUCAGAGGGAUAAAGAGUUUGUAUGGCAAACUGUAGCAAUACCUGACUCAUUCUGGCUACUCUUGUUUAUUGCAAUAAGAAAAUGAAACAAUAAAUGUGUAUGUGAAAAAAACAUAAAUGUAAUUUAAAUAAAAAAAAAAAACUUUAUGGAAAAUAUUGAUAUCAAGCAAAACCAUUGUGAAAAAGUAAAUGUCAAUAAAUCAUGAAAUGAUA
Molecule: messenger RNA, 5562 nt
Organism: Cyprinodon tularosa
Lineage: Eukaryota; Metazoa; Chordata; Actinopteri; Cyprinodontiformes; Cyprinodontidae
Gene: znf385a
Product: zinc finger protein 385A
Exons: 8
Coding region: 367-1698 (443 amino acids)
Cellular component (GO): nucleus
Molecular function (GO): nucleic acid binding; zinc ion binding
Source: RefSeq, a predicted model, not a curated record